Messenger RNA from Papilio machaon (common yellow swallowtail), 1184 nucleotides. RefSeq lists its product as uncharacterized. The record is from RefSeq and is a predicted model, not a curated record. The transcript has 5 exons. Bases 141 to 1016 code for a protein of 291 amino acids. NCBI's taxonomy places the organism in Eukaryota, Metazoa, Arthropoda, Insecta, Lepidoptera, Papilionidae.
UCAAAUGACAUAUUAAAAUAAAAUUAUAUGUAACAAUUUAGAAUACAAAAAAAUCCACAAAUAUGCUUGUAUUGAUGAAACCCGCACAAUGAAAAGAUCACACUGAGCGCAGCCUCAGCGACUAUCUAUCGACGCCCGCCAUGUCCCACACGAUCCGCCACGUUACUGUGGCAGUGACGCGAGCCUGCCUCAAGAUACCUUACACCAACCACCUAUGCAAAACUCUCGCCAGAACCUUUGCUGAUAUCGCUAAGAAAGAUUCGCCAUCCAACGUUGCGGUUCGGAAUACAAAGAGUGACAUAUGUUUGCGCGUGCGUCGCGCGCGGCCGGCGGACGUGCCCCGUGUGCUCGCCUUCAUCCGGGCCCACACGCGCAACGCGUGGCCUACACUCGGUGCGCCCUCCAAUGCCUCGCAGAUCGUUCUCUCUGACUACGUUUCCCGUUCUUUAGCUCAAGGCCAUUCAAUGAUAGCAGAGCAGCAGGAUACGAACAACAAGUCGUGCCGCAUUCGCGCGCUAGCGCUGGGCACGACGAUGUGCAAGUGGGAUGCGAGCGUUCUGGAGAAGUGGGCGCGCUGCGUACAAUGCCCGCGCUCGCGCCAGCUGCUCAUGUUCUCGGCGCACUGCUUGCGCGCGCCCGCACUGCACGACAAGUACCACGUACACAACAUACUGCAGGUGAUACUGAUCGUGCCGGACGACGUGUCUACGCGCAGGGAGGUAAUCAAGACGCUGGCGCGCAGCGCAAUGCAGCGCGGCAGAGACAUCGGCUUCUCGCUAGUGCGUUUCGACGCUGGCAACGACGCUGUAAUCGAAGUGUUGGAAGAAAUGAAGUUGCACAAGGAGUGGCGGAUCGUGUACGAUGUUUUCGGUGACGCGAUAAAGGCGCGGCACGACUGCGACUUCUCGUCACCCUCCGACCCCAACCACCCCAGCAAGCUGCAGAUCGACUACCCCCAGGUGGGGCACGGCCAUGCGCUCACCGUCUACUCCGCUUUCACCGACACCCCCAAAUAACAUCCAGUGGCCUUACACCGCCGUAACCCUCGUAUCAAAACAAAUUGUUAAUCAACCCUCUCAUUACAUUUGAAAAACCAGAUACAAUAUAUGUUUUUAUACAAGAGUUACGGCGGUGGAAUUUCACGGAAAUUCAUUGUGUAACUUAAAAUUUAAUUAAAAUAUAAA